AUGGAAGCAGCAGCAGCACAUGUACACGAGGACACAGGUGCCGGGGCCAUGUGGAGUGUUGUGGCCGGAAGGAUUGUGGAUGCCUAUGUUGAUGCAUGUGCAGGGGUGUUUAGGCGCGCGUAUCGGCUCACAAGCGGCUAUCCGCGUGACGGGGAGGAGGCUUCUCAGAGGGCCAGUCACUAUCCAAACACGAGCGGUGAGGAGCGCGUGCGUCGCGGCUCUGGUGGUGUGGCUGAACGAGGGCAAUUUCCGCCAAUGCAGCUGCCGGCAACGCCGUUAAAGGCUGCUGCGGCGCGGCAUUCUUCUGAAGGGUCACACGCGGAGUUAGGAGAGGUCAAGUCGCGGUACGAUGAGGUUUGUACGCGUGUGGAGCACCUUGAAGAGCAACUUGCCGCCAAGAAGCGUGAAUUUGAAACGGAACGAGGUCAAUGGCGUGAAACAGUUGGUAAACUUCAGCUAGAACACGCUGCACGGCGGCAAGGUGAGGAGGAACGUCAGCAGCAGCUUCUGCGAAAGGCAGACGAGUUGCGGGUGGAGCUGCAGAGCGUGCGGACACAAUUAAUUGCUGCGCGUGACGAAGAAAAACGAAUUCGCCGUGACGCGGAUAAUGCAAGGGAUGAGAUGCAGAAGGAGAUGUAUCAUCUUGAGCGGGAGUUACAGACGGUACGCACCGCAGAGGAGAAGGCGAGGCAAAAGCUGCGCGAUAUCAGUGAACAACUAGCAGCGUCCAAGCAGGCGCUGCAGCAAAGGCAGAACGCUGAUAUGUCGAGGGCGACGCAGUCGGAACGAGACGUUGAGAAGCUGAAGCAGGAGCUUAGUGAAACACACGCCGCCCACCAAUUCGUGCAGCGUUUGUUGCAGACGGAAAAGCUCCGUAGCGAGGCUGCUGAGGGUCACUCGAAGGACCUCAGCAACCAUCUGGCAGCACAGCACCUGAAAAUUGUGGAGCUCGAGCAACGUGUGUCGGAGCUGCAGGAGGCACUGUGGCUUCAGCAGGCGGCAGUUGACGCGAUGACGCAAGAAUGUGAGGCGCUGCAGAAGGUGAAUCGCGUCCUGGAAGAGCGGCUUGCAGAGGUGGAAAGCGAAAGAGAGCCUUUGCGACAGCAGCUCCAGAGCCUUCUCUUCCUUGAGCCGCAUUGA
Messenger RNA from Trypanosoma rangeli, 1140 nucleotides. RefSeq lists its product as uncharacterized. NCBI's taxonomy places the organism in Eukaryota, Euglenozoa, Kinetoplastea, Trypanosomatida, Trypanosomatidae. Bases 1 to 1140 code for a protein of 379 amino acids. The record is from RefSeq and is a predicted model, not a curated record. The transcript has a single exon.